AUGUUCACUAGCGGAGACAAGUCCAGCUCCGGCUCUCCCCUGCUGCCAACCACUACCACCACCACAACCAGGAGGAGAGCAUUAGAUUCGGUUGAGUUGGCCGAAGAAGAUGGUAUCGUUAGCAAUAACAUUAACAGCGGACAUAACCACCAUUACACACCGCAGCAGCAGCAGAACCACCACCGCUCUCUGGUGGGUAAUUGGUGUUCGGUGUCACGUAGGAAAUUGAAUAUUACGCUGAAAUUUUUGAGACCUGCAGGGAAGAAUCUAAGCCGCUGGAUUCUUGGAGCUUUUAUGUUGCUGGUGGUUUCCACCAUGUUUGUAAAGUUCAUGCUCAUGAGUAGCUUUCUUGCAGUCAAUGCAAAAACAAGCAGUCAUAUUUUGAUACGUCCGGUGGUCACAGAUCCUUCGGAGAUGUCACACAAUAUUUUGAUGGAGCACGAACAGACUCCAGAAAUUUGGAGAAGGCCAAGAAGUGACAACUACUAUAAAUGCAUUGAUCGAUCCAGUGCUGAAAUGAGAAAUGGAUCUGCUACAAAUGGGCAUAUUCUUGUUCAUGCAAAUGGUGGAUUGAAUCAAAUGAAAACUGGGGUAAGCAUCUACGCCAAGAAAAGUUUUAUCAUGAAACUCUGGGCGGGUUGCCAGAUAAGUGACAUGGUUGCCAUAGCUAAAAUAAUGAAUGCUACACUGGUUCUUCCCUCCUUAGAUCACAAGUCUUUUUGGACCGACUCUAGUGAUUUUAAAGAUAUCUUCGACUGGAGGCACUUCAUGGAAGCUCUAAAAGAUGAUAUUCAAGUGGCUGAAUCUCUUCCUCCACACCUUGCAGCUGUGAAACCCCUUGCCAAGGCUCCAGUUUCCUGGUCCAAGGCAUGUUAA
Messenger RNA from Ilex paraguariensis (yerba mate), 876 nucleotides. Lineage: Eukaryota; Viridiplantae; Streptophyta; Magnoliopsida; Aquifoliales; Aquifoliaceae. The record is from the annotation of a GenBank genome assembly.